AAAUCGAAAGCGAAUGUCAAACCUCACACUAGCUAAAUCGCGCUGCAGACCUUCAGUGACUGCCUCGAAGCAGUCCCAGCAUGGGGAUGUCAACGUUUAAGAAUAUCUUUCUCUCUGCGUUUGUUUAUAGAACUGCAAAGAAUGACAUUCCGAAAAGUACCAAAAUUGGCAUAUUAUACAGAGUUAUUCAGCUGUGUAUCAUCGGAUACCUAAUCGGGUGGGUUUUUGUCAUGGAGAAGGGCUAUCAAGUACAAGAGGAGUCCAUACAGAGCUCUGUAAUCACCAAAGUGAAGGGAGUUGUACUAAUCAAUUCUAGCGACACAGGACUCAGUUUGUGGGGACCGGAGGACUAUGUAAUUCCACCUCAUGGUGAAGCUAAUUUCUUCAUCACAACCACUGUCACAAAAAUACCCAAUCAGACAUUAGACAAAUGUGCAGAAAGCGAUACGGUUCCAGAUGGCCGCUGUAGUGACAAUAAUGGCUGCCCACGUGGAGAGCCAGUUAGCGCUGGUCAUGGAAUGAAGACUGGUCGGUGCUUGAAAAAGGACAGAAAUGACACUGGGACAUGUGAAAUACAUGGCUGGUGUCCAGUUGAAGAGAGUCAGAAAUCCAAGUGA
Molecule: messenger RNA, 617 nt
Organism: Clupea harengus (Atlantic herring)
Lineage: Eukaryota; Metazoa; Chordata; Actinopteri; Clupeiformes; Clupeidae
Product: P2X purinoceptor 5-like
Biological process (GO): response to ATP; calcium ion transmembrane transport
Cellular component (GO): plasma membrane
Molecular function (GO): extracellularly ATP-gated monoatomic cation channel activity; purinergic nucleotide receptor activity
Source: RefSeq, a predicted model, not a curated record